UCUUAGUCGUUAAUAAUGUAUGUGAUGCAGCUUGUGUGUGUAUGUAAAAGUCAAUGCUGAUGUUUAUUAGUGAGUGAGGAUGUUUGCUGUUGUACCUACUGAUUGAUAUUUUAUGGUCUAGGAAGAGCCUGAUACUAACUACAGACUGACAUCAUGCCUGUGUGCCAUUAUGGCUGCAGAAGUCAAUAGUUAUGUAAUACGUUUAAAGUGGGAUUUACAGGGAGCAGUUGUGCUUCUUCUAACAAUUAUGCCCAAUAUUUCAAUAACAUCAGUGCAUGCUAUCCGGUAGAGAUGGAAGCCAGUAUCAGUAUCAGGCUGAUACCAAGAAAACAUGGUGGAUUGGAUAUCAGAUCCUGUAACAAAGGGCAAAGAUUGAAUCUGGAUUCAAUCUUUUUCGAGAGAGUGUGAAAGAAUUUAACUCAGAGGCACUUCAGUUGAAAAAAAAAAACUAUUUAAAUACAUUCUAAAGCUUUAGGUGUUUAGUUUGCAAAGAAAACAACAUCGGAUGGGUAUCAAUAUUGGCUCAUACUUAAGGUUUCAGUGUCGUUACUGGUAUCAGAAAAAGAAAAUGUGGUAAUGUGACAUGUCUAGUGUUUGUGCUGUUUUGACACUGUUAACCUCCAAGCGCAGCCGUGGCUCUUCUUGCCGUUCCACUGACAAGCUGUAAAUAAACAGCCACGUCUGCAGGAAGUGGAUAUUCAUCAGCAUUCUGUGUGUGUGGGAGGUUGGACAAGUGGAAAGAGCAGAUUAAGCCUCCUUACUACGUGAAGAAAGAAAACCAACAGUAUGACCCUGGCAGCAUAUCGAGACAAACUGAAGGAGCUCCCUCUAGUGUCACUAUUCUGCUCCUGCAUCAAGACGGAUGUUAUAGACAAGCCGACCUACAAAGCUGAAGAUGCAGUGGACCUGAACUGGUGUGAGAUCAAGGACGUGGAAGUGAUCGAGCUGAACAAGCGUGCAUCAGGCCAGGCGUUUGAAGUGAUCCUGAAGCCCCCUUCAUUCGACGGUGUGCCCGAGCUGAAUGCCUCCAUGCCACACCGCAAGGACCCCUCACUGGAGGAGAUCCAGAAGAAGCUGGAGGCUGCUGAGGAGAGACGGAAGUUCCAGGAGGCAGAGCUGCUGAAGCACCUGGCUGAGAAGAGAGAGCACGAGAGGGAGGUCAUCCAGAAGGCCUUCGAGGAGAACAACAACUUCAUCAAGAACGCAAAGGAGAAGCUGGAACAGAAGAUGGAGAUCAACAAAGAGAACCGCGAGGCCCUGCUGGCCGCCAUGCUGGAGAGACUUCAGGAAAAGGACAAGCACGCAGAAGAAGUGAGGAAGAAUAAAGAGUUGAAGGAGGAAGCAUGCCGAUAGAGUGGUGGAGGAAAAGAGGACUGUGUUUGGGAUGGUUUAAAAAAAACAUAGGAUGAGACAGAGAUCAAUAAAAGAAGACAUCACUUCUCAUUAUAGUAAUGGAGGCGAGUAGUGGACAUUGCUAAUGGCAAUUUAAAACACAACAAACCUUUUUUUUUUUUUUUUUUUUUUUUCAUGGGGUAUAAAAUGUCAAAGCUAAUAACUGUCUGGAUAACAAUGCAAGGUGCAUCGAAGUUCUAGUGUCAAAGGUUCAGGUAGUAGAUAUCAGCAACCUCUUAGAAAAUCAAUCACUUGUACAUAUUGAGAUGAGGAUGUAGAAGAUAGGAGAGAAACAAGAAAUAAGGAAUAAAUAAUGCAGACAUACAGACAAUGCAGACUGAAUACACUGAAAAUUAAGAUCAGUACUCUGAGGACAAGAUAUUGCACUUCAUAAACGUCUAUACACAUUGCAAAAAAUCUGCUUUUUCUUAAAUGUAUACCAUCUAGCAAAGCGCAAGCUAUGCAUGUUUAUUCACUUAUCAUUUAUUUAUUAUAGAGGCACAUGUGAUUUCUCAAUAAAACAAAUUUAUAAAGGAAUUUAUUCACAUUGCCUUUGUUCUCUAAGCAGUAUUGCAUUCAUGGUUAUGCAUUUUCAUGAGAUUUGAUGAAAAAAUAUUAGAAGCUCCUAACUGUUAGCCUCUUCAGAAUGAAAUUCCUUACUGAAUAUUUAAGCACAAUUCAAAGGCACAUAUAAGCUAAACGAUUUUUAUUUGUAUCAUGCUCAAGCGAUAGCUAAGAAGAAAGAUGUCAAGAAUGCAGAGCAGGGACAUAAUGAGAAAACAGGGAAGACAGGGAAGAAGGAUAAAGAGAGAGAGAGAAUUAAGAAACACUGAGAUGCUGUACUUAUAUUUUAAUGAAGUGGCAAUCAGAGAAGCUGCUUUAGCAUUAGCUGUGAAUGCUGUGAUUUGUUUUGGCAUGUCUCUGUGUUUUUCUUGUUAGGUGACUUUUUAAAAUGACAAUAUGUGCAGUGAUGAGCAUUGAUGUGAUUUGUUCAGGAAACCCCAUUUGCUCUUUUUGUGGUUGUCAUAAAGAUGAUCCUAUUUCUGGUUUGGCAUGAUGGUCAGUAAAAACAUCUCUUUACUAAACGA
Messenger RNA from Pangasianodon hypophthalmus (striped catfish), 2480 nucleotides. It is a transcript of the gene stmn4, whose product is annotated as stathmin-like 4. The coding region runs from base 787 to 1353 and encodes 188 amino acids. Gene Ontology annotation, cellular component: neuron projection; cytoplasm. Gene Ontology annotation, molecular function: tubulin binding. Gene Ontology annotation, biological process: neuron projection development; microtubule depolymerization; regulation of microtubule polymerization or depolymerization. The record is from RefSeq and is a predicted model, not a curated record. NCBI's taxonomy places the organism in Eukaryota, Metazoa, Chordata, Actinopteri, Siluriformes, Pangasiidae. The transcript is spliced from 6 exons.